AUGACUAAAGAAGAUGACUUUAAGCUCCUUAAAAUCCAGACUUGUGUACUCAAAGUGAAUAUUCACUGUGAUGGUUGUAAGCAGAAAGUGAAGAAACUCCUUCAAAGAAUUGAAGGUGUUUAUCAAGUUCAAAUUGAUGGAGAACAGCAGAAGGUAACAGUUUCAGGAAGUGUGGAUGCUGAAACAUUGAUCAAGAAGCUUUUGAGAUCUGGAAAAUAUGCGGAGCUAUGGUCUCAGAAAACUAACAAUAAUCAGAAUCAAAAGCAGAAGAACAACAAUGUUGUCAAAGAUGACAAGAACAAAGGACAGAAACAAGGGCUGGUUAAAGGGCUUGAAGCCUUCAAAAACCAGAAGUUUCCUGCUUUUAUUUCUGAAGAGGACGGUGAGUACUACGGUUAUGUUGAUGAUGAAGAGGAAGAAGAUGAAGAGAUGCAGAUUGUCCGGGAGAAAGCGAAUCAAAUUCAAAUGAUCAGACAGAAUGCAGCUGAUGCAUGCAAUGUGAAGAAAAGUAUCGGAGCUAAGAUGAACAAUGCUUGCAAUGUCAACGGCAAUGGUAAUGGUAAUGCCAAUGGAUGCAAGAAAGGAGGGUCGACUCAGAAUAUGGGAAUGAAGGAAAGUGGUAAUAGUGUUGAUCAGAAAACAAUGGCGGCUAUGAAGAUGAACAAUACUCAUUUGGUUGGUAAUGGUGAAACCCUCCGCCUCGGAGAAUCCAAACGGGGUAGUGACAUUGGUGCUAUGAUGAACUUAGCAGGUUUUAACGGUAAUAAUAACAACAACAACAACAACAACGGUGUUGGUAGUGCGACUACUAUUCUAGGUGGAAACUCUACCGCAAUUCCUAACGGUGGUUUUGUUACUGGACAAUUUCCACCAACUAUGCUGAUGAACAUGAAUGGUUUCAACAACCAUUCAUCUCCAUUGAUGAACAUGAACAUGCAGCAGGCAAGGAAUGGUAUGAUGAUGCCACAACAACAGCCUCAGAUAAUGUAUCACAGGUCACCAUUUGUUCCUCCAAAUACUGGCUAUUACUACAAUUAUAACAACUACAUUCCUGCAAAUUACUCGUAUGCAAAUGCUAGUGAGGAUCAUAACUCUGCAGCACACAUGUUCAGUGAUGACAAUACUACCAGCAGCUGUUCGAUAAUGUAA
Messenger RNA from Lathyrus sativus (Indian pea), 1149 nucleotides. The record is from the annotation of a GenBank genome assembly. Lineage: Eukaryota; Viridiplantae; Streptophyta; Magnoliopsida; Fabales; Fabaceae.